GUGAGAGUGAGCGAGCAGCAGUAGCAGACACAGACCAGCCACCAUGAUAGCUGCACCGCUGCCGAUCCUCGUCCUCUGCCUCGCCCUGGGUGUGGGCGUUGGUCAGGACUUCACGUGCCCUGCGCCAGAGGGACAGUUCGCCAGUGACCAGAACUGCAAAAUAUUCUACCAAUGCGUGGGGAACUUUCCAUACCGCCAGAGGUGUGCCGAGGGUUCCUACUACGAUGGAAGUAAACAUGAAUGUGUUAGUAGAUUUGAUAAAAACAUCAAGUGUGGGCCCCAGCCUGUAGCUGAGGUAGUGGAGAAAGUCGUUGACCCAUUCGAAGCCGGCCCAUGUGACCCUCUGGAGUGCAGACUGCCCUACUGCCAUUGCUCAUUGGAGGGCAAAGACAUCCCAGGCGGACUGAAGCCUAGUGAGACGCCCCAGAUGAUCAUGUUGACGUUCGAUGGAGGCAUCAACGACCUCAACUUUGAGACGUUCUCCAGGCUCUUCCUCGAGAACCGCACCAACCCCAAUGGCUGCCCAAUCCGCAGCACUUUCUUCGUUUCCCACGAGUACACCAACUACCAGCUGGUUGAGGAGUUCUACAGCAGAGGUCACGAAAUUGCUGUCGGCACCGUCAGCCGACGAACGGGGCUAGAGGACGAAGGAGAAGAGGUAUGGAUUGGGGAGGCAGUUACCAUGAAGGAGAUCCUGCAGAACUUUGCUGGGGUAAGACCCAACGACAUCAAGGGCCUUAGAGGCCCCCAUCUCAAGCCCGGCAGAGAAGCCCAGUAUGAGAUGUUGAGCCAGUACGACUUCACAUGGGAUUCCACCAUCAACAACCCACCGACAGCAGUUCCAGUAUGGCCCUACUCGCUUGAGUAUAAAAUACCCCACGAGUGCCGCUCAGGGACCUGCCCAACCAGAUCUUUCCCAGGUCUUUGGGAGUUGCCCAUGAACUCUCACUUCAAGGACUUUGAAUACCAGGGAGGUUUCUGCCCCUACUUGGACCAGUGCGCUCUCAGUUACCUCAAUGAACCCGACGUGCUUGAGUGGCUCAUUUUGGACUUUGAGCGCUAUUAUUUGGCUAACAGAGCCCCAUACAUGAUGGCACUGACAACCAACUGGUUCCAGACCCCAGCCCUGGAAAAUGCCCUCCAUGCCUUCAUCGACUACACCAUGCAGUUCGAGGACGUCUACUACACUACCAUGACCGAGACACUUCAAUGGGUGACGACACCACAGAGACUCAACGAGCUCUCCCGCUUCCAGCCUUGGGACUGUAAACAGAGAGUUCUCCCUGACCCACCCUGCACUACUCCAGAAUCCUGCAAGCUCACUCUGAACCCCAAGUUUGACAACAACACUGAGGCUCCCUUCGGUUCCAGGUACAUGGUAACUUGCUAUGGAUGCCCACAGACGUACCCAUGGGUUUGGGAUGCUACAGGGUUAUCUCGUGACAAGGACACCUAUACACAGUAUACCAAUGACCGGGCAGAUCUUGCUGCCCUCGACUCAGCCACUGCUUAAGGUCCCCCCCUACUAUGUCAUUAAUUGUUUAACAGAAUUUUUUCUGCUAUCUGAACUGGUAUAUAAAUAGCCUAAACAUGCAAUUAAGUGUCAGAAUUUUAUGAUUUUCCUCCAAAACACAAUCAGGAUUUUUAGUAUUUUUCCCAAGUCCCCAAUUGGGUUCCUGGACAGGAAAAUUGAAUAUAUUGUACUGUCAACUUUACGGAAAAGAUGAAAAUUGAGUUUAGUCAUUAAUGUUUAUGUGACCAGAAGCUUAGAAUAAUGGUCAUACAUCAAGAUCAGAAAACCUAAUUAUCGAAUUAGUAAAUUGAUGCUUAAAGCUGUACAUAUUUUGUCUUUUUUUAUGUGUUUACUGUUUUGGUGGUUUGAAUCGUGAAGCAUCGGCCAUAUAUUCAUCAACAUCAGAGAGCUCAUUGAAGGAUUCAGUAAGGGGCCUUAGUUAAUAUUCCACUAUACUGUAUUUGCGUUUGUGUAGUGAGUCAGUGAGUGCUCUUUACUGAUUACUUCUUACAGACCACCUGCAUCUUAUAUUAUCGACCUGUGUAUAUGUGCAAUGUGACGAUGAAAAAUAUAAGCCACAAAAACA
Procambarus clarkii (red swamp crayfish) is the source of this 2099-nucleotide messenger RNA. It is a transcript of the gene Cda4, whose product is annotated as chitin deacetylase Cda4. Gene Ontology annotation, molecular function: chitin binding. The record is from RefSeq and is a predicted model, not a curated record. NCBI's taxonomy places the organism in Eukaryota, Metazoa, Arthropoda, Malacostraca, Decapoda, Cambaridae. Gene Ontology annotation, cellular component: extracellular region. Gene Ontology annotation, biological process: carbohydrate metabolic process.